AACGAGAAGUACAACCAAGCAAAAAGAAAGAGAAACCAAUAUGUGCAUAAAACUGCAUGGUAGUGAUGAAGUCGUGCAUUGGUGGUCGACCGUCUUCGAUACCGUUUCUGUCUUCAUCAUCAUGUGUUCUCUGCGUGAGUAAACAAAACACAACAAAUUGAUUUAUAAAUAAAUACAAGAACAAUAAAUAAAGUGAAAGAAAAUAAUAAUAAAAGGUUAACCUUCAAAAAAGAAGAAAGCAAAAAACUCAACAGGAGGUCUUCAUCUCCCGGAGAAACCACGAAUUGAAACCUAUUGCAGAAAAUGUUAGCUGAAUCCAACAAUAAAUGCAUCAAAAAUAAACAUUUUUUAAAUAUAAAGCAACAACAAAACAAAAACAAAGAAAAAAACGAACCUUACUACAACUGCAUCAUUAACAGUCAUAACAACAGAAGUAAAAAUAAUUAUCCCAAUCCAAUUUUUAGCAGCAAAAGCAUAAAUUAUGUUUUAAGCAGAAAUCGCGUGUGCUGUUAUGAAAGACUAAAUACAAACAUUUAUGUAAAUAAAAUAAAUGGCCGCAAAUUGUUGUUAAAUGAUAAGACGACAAUUGCGACGGAAUAUAGUAAAUUAUAAUUUAUAAAAAUACAAUAUUAAUAACUUAUCAUUUUCGUGGGUUGUAACGUCGUUCUUCGGAAAAUUUUAUAUUCGUAAACGAAGAAAGGCAUACAAUUUGAAAGGAAACAAAAUUCCCUUAUUCCACUUUAAAAAGAAUAUCAUCAUUAAGUUAUUUUCCAAUUUUUGAAUUAUUUAAAUAAAGUUACGAAAAUAACAAAAACAAGGAAAUUAUAAAGCAAACAAAAGUUUUGUAUGUGUGUACGUGUACUUAUUAUAAUUAUACAUACAAUAAGUGAAAAUCUAGGCAAAGAUAUUUAAAAUAAAAAAGCUUAGUUUUUAUGAAAGGGUUCAUAUGUGUUCAAGUCAAAACUAAAAACUAGCUCGUAAAUUAUUAAAAUAUAAACAAAAAAAAAACGACAAGCGAAACAAUCGAAGUUUUCAAAACAACACAUAAAUUGUUUUUAAACUGAAACAGUAAAUUUAAAUCAUUAAAGAAGAGUAAAAAAAUAAAAGUAUUCGAAGAAUUCCAAAACACACAACUCAAUUGGAUUGAAAUAAGAAAAAUCAAAAGCCUUCUUUACAGUAACGAAACCAUAAGCAAUAUUUUUAAAUAUAGUUCCAAGCAAAACUUAAAUAAUAUUCAAAAAACAAAAUGGUCUCCCGUUAUGUGGCGAACUAUAGCAUAUCUAGUAUUUCUGCAACAUCGGGAGGCGGGGGUGGAGGAAAUGGUACAAAUCAAGGGCAUCCAGUAGGAGCACCAGUGCCACUAAGUGUGGCAAUGGCUGCAACAGUACCUCAAUUGACUGUGAUACAACAACACCAACAACAACAACAGCAGCAGCAACAACAACAACAGCAGCAACAACAACAGCAACACCAACAUCAACAACAUCAGCAGCACCAACAACACCAACAUCAUCAACAGCACCAACAAGCACAACAACAACAGCAAGCAGCUGUUGCACAUCACCACCAACAACAGCAGCAACAACAGCAAAUUGUCACAUCCUCCGGAACACACCAACAACUCGUGCUCAAUGGAGGAGGUGGUGGGAAUGGAUCUGCCGGUGGGCAACAUCAAGCUCAAGUGCAAUUAUCACAUUCUCCACAUCAACAGCAAGCUGAAUUCCACCCAGUUGUUCAGCAGCAGUGCCUAAUGCAUCCUGCAGCGGCAGCAGCAGUAGCGGCAGCAGCGGCGGCAGCUGCGGCUGCUGCGGGGGCACCUGGCCAACCAGGUCCAGGGCAAAUUCCACAUUACCGUUUUAUACACCCGCGAUCAGAUGGUUAUGUAGCAGCAUCAUCGGCGGGUUUUCAAGCACCCCCACAGACUGGGCCAUCACCACACCAAGGUCCACAAACAGUUUUACGCGGCAUGCAAUCAACAGCACCGCCAACACCUCCACAAUCAGAUCUGAGCAAGAUGCAACCGCCUCCGCAGCAACAAAUGUUUGCACCUGCAACCGUUAACAACUCCACCGGAAAUGUACGUACGAAUCCACAGAGUGGCAUAUUCCGUGGUGGUGCUGCCGCUUCGGCAGCACCACGAGGUAAUGGACGACAUGUAUCAGCCGCCAUUCAACAAAUGUAUCAACAACCAAUUCACCAGUCAGUUGUUAUGCCGACAUACCAGUCGUUUGCAACUAGGCAACCAGCCUACCCACAGGCACCAUCAUUUUCCUACACACAACCACUACAAACAAGCUACACCUACCCAUAUCAAUAUUUUACACAAAAUUCUAUGAUUCCGGCGGGCGCUCAGACUCAUCAACGGGGUCAUUCGGGUGUUACCAGUGCUAUACCGGUACAACCCGGUCCAAACGGACCUAUGGGUGGUCCAAAUGGUACACAGGGUCAAAUUCCAACUGUCUUAACAUCAACUGUGGCCGGUUCCACUGCAGUUCUCGGUGUAGCACCGGUAGGUCAACAGUCGGUUCAAGCGAUGGGCUGCAAUAAUCAGCGAAAAAAACGUCGACAUGCAUUAGAAAUCAUCCAUCCCGAAACACACAAAAACAUUUUAGAUGAAUUAGAUAUUCCAAAGUCUGGAACAAACACCGAUUUAAACUACCAGGAUCAGUUAACAAUGGAUGCGCCUGUAGCUGAUCUGGCAAUGAUUGCCGCGGUAUCUGGAGUCCCUCAGGACUUGAGUGAUACAAGUAAAGGAAUGACGGGAAUUCCGUAUAAUAUAGACAUAAUGCAACGUUCUAUGCCAACAUGUACAGUCAACGAUGCUAUGGGUAAAACACCGAUUGUUUCGGCUAGGUCAGAUGCACCAUCAGUCGAAAUACGUCCAACUCCUCCGCCAAAGCGAAAAAACAAAUCAAUUCCAAUAAUUGCACCGCCUGAUCACAAAGAAAACAACCCUCAAAAUGCUAAACCAACUGAUGAAUCACUAACUAAUAAAGCAAUACAAGUUACUGAUGUUAUUGAAUCUUCUUCAACUGUUGAUCAAUUAUCUGUGAUUUUGCCGGGAACGAAUUCAACAACAUCAACACCACGCAACCAAAUAAAAACUACACCAACUGCUGCACCACUCCAACAAGAAACAAUUCAACAAGAUAAUUCAACAACAGCCACAGCUGACUUAGAAAAUUCAAGUUGUGAAAAAGAAUUAAUAAGUAGUGUUCAACAAAAUUCUCCUGAAACCUCCACGGUCGCAACUGAAACGUCAUCCUCGAAACAGGAAAAUAGUAAUAGUUUACCAACAACAGCAUCUUCAUCACCAACAUCCACUUUAUCGACUUUGUCUUCAUCUUCAUCGGCAACAUCAAUUACAUCGUCUUUAAUACAAAAAUCAUCUUCCAGCGAGAUAAAUGAUAAUUCAAUAGUUUCCACGUCUAAAAUAACAACAACGGAAAGGAUAAUACUCCCUGAGAGGGUCAGUGAUCCAGCGAAAUCAACUACUCUAGCUAAUAACGAAAUUAAAAUAGCAAAUCCAAAAUCAUCGGACAAGAAGAGCAUGAAACUAAGCGAAAACGAAGUUAACCCAACAGCAGUUAAUGUAAACACACAAACAAUGUCGUCCGAUGAACUGCAGCAGCAAUCCGAAACACUAGUUUCUACAAAUUCAGUAGAAGGAACGAUGAUGACAAAUGGCAAGGAAGAUGCCGUUGAGCAGAAGACUCUUCAAGAGGAAAUCCUUAAUAUAAAUUAUAAGAUAGAUACAUUAAACGAUAGUUUAGAUAAAAAUCUUAAUAAUAUUAACAGUAGUAAUAGCAGCAGUUCCAAUAAUAUUAAUAACAAUAACAACAUUAGCACAAGUAAAAAGACAUCAACUGACGAAACGGAUCGAAGUGUAGCGGCGUCGCAAAUUGCUGCUAAUACUCCUGUGUCCAAAUCGUUAACAGAUAAGCCAAUGAUAGAUCUUGUCAACAAUAACUCCAACUCAAAAGUAACAACCGCCACUCCUGCAAAAACAAUACCAACAACAGCUGAAUCGACUGAAAUCGCCAACAAUAGUAGUAGUCAAGUAGUUAGUGAGAGCAAUAAUAACAUUAAACCCUCAAAAACACCAGAGCUUCCUGAUAAAGUUGCGAAGGCAACACCAACCCUCAAUGGGGAAGGUGGAAUUGUUGAUUCAGGUACCUCUGCAACUGAAGAUAGUAGCAGUAAUAAAAAAGAAAAGAUUGUAUCACCGGGCAAAACCAAACCAACUACUGAACAAUCCGCAGCUAUACAAGCAGCAAUUCAAUCCUUGAUUAAUUACAACGAAGGACAAUGGUCACCACAGAAUCCUACCGGAAAGAAGCAGUACGAUCGCGAUCAAUUGAUGCAAUUGCGAGAGGCUAAAGCAUCUAGACAAACGCCCAAUGUGAGCACGAUAAAUGCAUCGAUUCUUCCAGACUCUCAGCCCAAUUUGAUGCCGUCUUUUGUUCGUAGCAAUAAUAAUAACAAACGUGUUCAGUCAAUGGGUGGAAUCGGCUCCAUGGGUGAUCGAUCUGUAAUAAAUAUUUGUGGUAGUGUUGGUGGUAUGGGAGGUGGUGCUGGAUACAAUAACAAACAGGCAUCAAUGUCAGGUGUAAAUAACCGUAAUAACAAGGGAAGCACCAAAGGCAGUAUCUACCGUAUAAACUUGUCGCUAAAUCAAGACGUGAAACUAAACGAGACUGACAAUGCGUGGCGACCACGUCAACUUGCUCCCGAAGCUGGAGAUGGUUUACAUGAUAGUGAAGAAUUAAAACGACGUGUCCGUGGAAUUCUAAAUAAAUUGACGCCAGAAAAAUUCGAUACUCUGGUGGAGCAAAUUAUAAAACUUAAGAUCGACACAAACGAAAAAGUCAACGACGUCAUGGAACUAGUCUUUGAAAAGGCUAUUGAUGAGCCAAAUUUUUCAGUUUCUUAUGCACGUCUAUGUCAAAGACUUGUCGACGAAGUUAAAGCACGUGACACAAUUGAAAGUGGCACCAGGUCGAAUUUAAUACAAUUCCGGACAUCAUUGCUUGACAAAACAGAACAUGAAUUCAUUGAAAAUGUCGCCAAACGUGAGGCAAAAGAAAAUAUUCUCCAACCGAUUUUAGAUAAAAUUCGUGAUUGCAAAGAUCCAGUUGAGAAACUUGAAUUGCAGGCUCAAUUGGAAGAUGAAGAACGUAAGAUACGUCGUCGCUCAGGUGGUACUGUUCGAUUUAUUGGUGAACUAUUUAAGAUUUCAAUGUUAACUGGAAAAAUUAUAAACUCUUGCAUUGAUUUGUUGCUCAAAGCCAAGUCUGAAGAUCAAUUGGAGAGUCUGUGCAAAUUGUUGACUACAGUUGGUGAGAAGUUCGAAAAGACUCCACAGAGCAAGGAACCCAACGUUUUAUAUAAUUUGGAUAAUACAAUGAAGAAAAUGCAGGCCAUUGUCUCAAAAACGGACAAAGAGGGAGCUAAGGUAACCAGUCGUGUGCGAUUUAUGUUGCAAGAUGUAAUAGAUUUACGUACACGCAAAUGGGUUUCGACACGUGGCGAUACACCAAAGACUAUGGAUGAAAUUCAGAAACAAACCAAGACCGAACAAAUGUCAACUCAGUACAUUAACUAUAGUAAUAUAAUGUCCAGCAGUGGUGGAGGUGGUAACAGUGGAGGUGGUGGAGGCGGAGGCAGCAUGAAAAAAGAUGAUCGCCGAUUUGCCGAUCGUGGUAAUAAUUCUUAUAGCAAUAAUCGUGAUGGCAGUCGAGGUGGUGGUCGCAAUGAUGAUGGUGGAUCAAUGCGACGAAAUCAAAAUCAAAGCGGUGGUAAUAGUAUGGGUGGCAAUGUAAACACCUCCAAUAACAGUGAUGAUACCUGGCAUCAUGUGCAGACAGGAAAAGGCAACCGAUCGAUUGGUGCUGUUGACACCAAUAAACUUGAACCGAUGCUCAAUGAUUUAGAUAUGGGAACUAAGAAGAUGGGUGGUCUGCAACAGUUCCUGUGGAACAGUAGUGGAGGUCAGUCGCGGACUCAAUCAACAGCUUCCAAUUCGUUCGCUGUAUUAUCCACAUUGAUUGACUCAAAGAGUAACAAUGAUCGCAAUGACCGAAAUGACCGAAAUGACAGAAAUGACAGAAAUGAUAGAAAUGAUAGAAACGAUCGUGGUGGUCCAAGAAACAAAAAUUCAUAUAACAAAAACUCAAUGGAAAGAGAUCGAUAUGACCGAGGUGUUCAUUCCCAUGGUGGCUCAGCGCAUGGAUCUCGAGAAAGUUCUUCGUCCCGUAACAACCCAGGUCGUGGUAUGAUGAAUGCUUCGAACAUGCAAAAAUCAGCUAGUCAUAACAAGAAUUAUCAAUCAAUGGCUCCUAGAAUGCAACCUAAGAUGGGAUUACCUUCAUCUUCAUCAUCACACCAACAGCAGAUGGCUUCAAAUAAUAAUUCGAGCACAUCAACAACAUCAAAUGCAACACCUGCAGAUGUCGAAUAUGAAUCACUUGCUGUUGCCCCACGAGCUGUUUUCGAUGAACCUACCAAAGAAGAAGAAACAGCUAUGAAAUCGGCAAUCUCAGAUAUGAUUGAAGCUGCUGCCAAUGCAAAAACUCUGAAUUCAGUCAUAUCAUGCUUGACAAAAUUCAAAGAAAAUUUGCGUUCAUAUUUUUUGUUUAUGAUUCUAUCCGAAUAUUUGCAUUUGGUUAACGUCGGCCAAUUACAACGUCGUUAUGCUGCCAAUAGUAUAGCAUAUUUCAUCAAGCGAAAUUACAUCAGUAUCGCACACUUUAAAUUGGCUUACAAGCAAUUGGGAGAAUUUGUCUGCGACCUUAUACUAGAUGUACCCUAUUUUUGGACUAAUAUUUUUGAAUUCGCAGGUCCAUUAAUGACUAACAAAAUAAUUACCAUAAAUGAUUUAUGGAACCAAGAUUUAGCCGAGCAAAGGCAAGGAGUUACUUUCCUUAAGAGUUUCCUUAAAUAUUCCACACGUGAAAUAGGGCCAAAUUUCACUCGUGCCACGUGGAAGAGUUCAAAACUAAACUGGACUGAUUUUAUGCCCGAGUCUGAUGUUGACAACUUUAUUAAAACAAAUAAACUUGAAUUUUUGGAAGAUGAAUCAGCGAAACCGCACAUUGUUGUCACAGAAGAUAAAAUUAAAUUUAAUGAGAAAAUUAUAGAACGUGUAGAUCAAUUGCUUAAAGAUAAAGCUUCAGUUGAAUCUAUAAUCGAUUACCUUAAUGGAAAUGUAUCUGAACUUGAUAAAACGUUAACACGAGCACUAACAACUUCCAUUUGCAAUUAUGCGAUUGCCUUCAAAGAGGGUACAUUUAAAUUAGAAUUAACAACGUUUCAAAAGACUUGCAUACCUAUACUGACACGUCUUUUGGAUUCAAAAGAACAACUAGAGCUCGAGGCUCUGUUUGCAAUGCAGUUACUAUGUAAUCGUUUGGAACAUCCUAGAGGCCUUUUAAGUGAAUUAUUUGGCGAGUUGUAUGAAGCUGAAGUUAUACAACAAGAAGCUUAUAUUAAAUGGCGAGAUUCGAAAGAAGAGGCCCUAGCUGGCAAAGGUGUAGCCGUUAAAGGAUUGAAUCCUUUCUUUAAUCAAUUACUUAGUGGUGAAACGAGUGAUGAAGCUAAUUAACAUAAAAUUCAAUUGUGCUUAAGUGUCUCGUAUCUCUACUAAGAAUAAAAUAUAAACUAAAAUUACUUUAAAUAAAAAAAAUAAGAAUAAAAACAAAAUCAUGAUACAUUAUUCGAUAUUUGAAAGCGAAAAAUAAAACAAAUAUUCACAUCCUUUUCACAUACAUAAACAUAACGGUAAACCAACACAUAACCAUCCUCUUAUAUUUAUAAAAUGAAUAACUAAUUGAAUAAUUUGAUAAAAAAAAAAUAAUUUUAUCGCGAUUUAUUAUUAUUCAAAACAAAAACUAGAAAAUGUACCUCUAUGUAACGAAAAUGGAUAUAGAGACUAUGUAAUGAAAAUGGAUAAAGAUUAUGGUGGAAACAAGAACAUAACUCUAAUUAUUAUAUAUAACUUAUAACAUAGAUUCGCAGGAGCUCAUCCUUUUUUUUUUUAUUAAUGUUUUGUUUUAUUUUUGUAAUAGAAUUAUUUGUUUUUUUUUUGUUAUACUUAAUUUUAAGAAUGAAAGAAAAAGAAGUUUAUAUUUUCAAUUUUAAUCGAAUCGAGUGAAUAUAUACAGAAGAUCAGUUUUUAUUAUUAUUAUUAUUGCUCUAGUUAGGGAAAUGUAUUAAAUAUGUUAAUUUAAAACAAUUUUUAUCACAGACACAGAAUAUGAAUAUUUUGUGAGCGUUACACUAAAUAAAAUUGUAAAUAAAACGGAAAAUAUAAUAAAAAAUGCUCUGCUAAAAAAAAAAAACAAAAAAAAAACAAGAACAAUUAAUUCCGCUGCUCUAACAGAAGGUGAAUUAAUGUAGAGAUUUACAUGUCGCGAAGGACGUUAUGUUUUUAAUUUUUGUAUCAUAUUUUUGUUCGGUUUUUUCUCACUAAGAAUAGAUAAAAAAUUAAAAAAAAAGCAUUACAAUAUGUUGCUGCAGAAUAAAGUAAAAAUUAUAUAUAUAUACGUAUGUAUAUAUAUGUUGGUAUGAGUUGUUUAUUUUUAAUGUGGCAGAAAUUAAUAUUUCCAUUUACAAAGGAUGUGGAAAUAGUGACUUAUGCCACGACUCAUAUAGACGCAUAUAUAUGUAUGCAACUUGUUAAAUGUGAGCCUGGUGCAAAUUUUAAUAAUUAAGUUUACUGCAUUUUUGAUUUUGGUUAUCGGGUAUUUCGUUUUAUUAAAAGAAAUAAAAAUAUUUUAUUUAUUUUGUUGUAUUAAAAUAAUAAAGUAGAUCUUUUCUUUUUCAAAUAUAUACAAAUAAACUGAAUGAAGAUAUAAAUGACUAUGUCUUUUUAUGUAAAUAGCUUUGUAAAAUAAAACAAUAUAAAACUUUGUGUUAAAAACUUAAAAAAAAAAAGAAAAUAUCGAAAAAGUAAAAAAAAAAAAAAAACAUUACAGCGAGGUUGGCAAAAAAACAACAGUUUCGUUCUAUAUUUUAUUAUUUUAUGACUUCUACAAUAUUUGAGAGAAACAAUAAAAUAGUAUUAUAUUUAUAUUUUUGUAAAAUAUUUUAAAUUUUGAGUAAAUAAGAAAAAAAGCAAUGCCUACACACCUACAUAAAAUAAAUCGACGUCUUAAAAUCUUGAGCUUAAUUAAAAUAUCGUCAUUAGACAAAGACGUUCGAAAAAAUCGUUUAUAUUUUAUUGAAAAUUGGAAAACUGUAUUCAUAGAUAAUAUUUUUUUGGACCCGUUUUCGACACGUUUUUUUUAACAAUGGCCUAACAUAAUUGUAAAUUUGUUUCACUUUAACAUAACUUCAAUUCGGAAUUACCAAACCAAUAUUAAUAAAAGGUGGGUCAACAAAGUA
Molecule: messenger RNA, 9384 nt
Organism: Eupeodes corollae
Lineage: Eukaryota; Metazoa; Arthropoda; Insecta; Diptera; Syrphidae
Gene: eIF4G1
Product: eukaryotic translation initiation factor 4 gamma 3
Exons: 16
Coding region: 1247-7603 (2118 amino acids)
Molecular function (GO): RNA binding; translation initiation factor activity; protein binding
Source: RefSeq, a predicted model, not a curated record